UUUCAUUUUAUUGAAUACUCUUCACAAAGAAGAUUAUGCUCAGUUGUUGGUGCUAAAAGUCUGAUUAAAAAAGAGACUUUGCAGCUUUCUUUUGUAUUUAUAGAUGAUAUUCUGAUGUGUCAAGCCCAUUGCGUGACCUAACAUUUGAAGAUGGCAGGGUUAGAACCGCUCGGGAUACCUGCUGGUGACAACUUAAGGGAGGCUUUGACCAACUGCUCAGAUCCCUUAGGGGCCAUUGAGGAAUUCCAGCAAGAAAAUGGGGUAUUGUUACCGUCCCUGAAACCCGCUUUGCCAUUCCUGGAUCUGCAUGGAGUGAAACGCCUGGAGUUUCAUCAGUCUGUGCUUGAAGAGCUGAGGGAGAAAUUGAUUCAGAAAAUUAACGAGCUUGCAUCUUCAGAGGAAAAGGACAAUAUCCAGAAGUUGGAAACGAUGCUCGAGAAAAGUUUUUGUGUCAUAAAAGUUGCAUCUUUACGUCCUGUAGUUAUGUGCAUGCUGAAAAACUUACCAAAAAUCAAGGACAAUUACCUGAAAGAGAUUUUGGAGGAUAAGGAACUUUACGCAGAAUCUGCUACUGAAGUAAAGCGGCAGAUAUGGGAAGACAAUCAAGCAUUAUUUGGCGACGAAGUGUCACCACUUUUAUCCCAGUACAUACGAGAGAAAGAGAACACCCUGUUUAGCUUUGAAAAUGGGAAUUCAACAUUUUUUCUUCUUUCUCCGAAGGUACGACGCCAGGGUGAAGUUGUUCAGAAGCUUACGCACAUGAUCGGAAAAAGUGUGAAACUCUAUGACAUGGUUUUGCAGUUUUUGAGGACCCUGUUUCUUCGUACUCGGAACAUGCACUAUUGUACGCUACGUGCAGAGUUACUCAUGUCGCUUCAUGAUCAGGAAGUAAACGAUAUUUGCGCAGUGGAUCCCUGUCACAAAUUUACAUGGUGCGUUGAUGCGUGUAUAAGGGAGAAGUUUGUAGACUCGAAGCGUGCCAGAGAACUGCAAGGGUUUCUAGACGGAAUCAAAAGAGGCCAAGAAUUCGUCUUAGGGGACUUGUCCAUGAUAUUGUGUGACCCCUAUGCACUGGAUACAGUAGCCCUGUCUAUAAUGCGAGGCAUACAGCACUGUCUGAACAACGAUGCACUGCCGAGGGAUAGUGCUGACAUGCUACUGUUACUGAGGAUGCUGGGACUGGGGUUGGGUGCCUGGGACAUGAUCGACAACCAGGUCUUCAAGGAGCCUGUACUGGAGGGAGUAGUGGUCACCAAGUACCUGCCCACUCUAGCAGGAAUGGUGGUAGAUGACAUCACACGCCCCAUACUGAUGCGCCUGCCAGAGGAGCCCCAGCCGGUGUCACAGACACCGUCACAGCUGUUCCAUAUCUUCAUAAAGGAGAGCGAUGUGGCGGCCAUGACAGCGCUGUAUUACACCCUGCAGGUGUCCAAGGCCAAGGACAGGUUUGCAGUGUGUCAGAUCCUGCCGUCCCUCGUGCUGUGUCAGGCAGAGCGCCAGCUAGACGACACGUUCCUGCACACUCUCGUGUCACACCUUGUAACCAUGUGCGAUGAGUUCACAAAUGAGGAUUUCUGCACAGUCGUCUUUGACCAGUUCUUUAAACAUGGAAUGUCGAAGCACAACGUCAUCCGUCACAUGAUACGACUCAUGCAUUUCAUACAUCACAGACUGCCCCACGAUCGACAGGAACAAAUCCUCGAGGCAUUAAAACCUAACCAGGGACACAACGAGGCCAUCCACACAGCGUACGACUCCCUCACGGCCAAGAUUGCCUCCUACCAGCCCAGCCCAGCUGCAGAGCCCGAGACCCUUGACUCCCCACUCAUGAGUGUGCCAGCACCUACCCCUGCCCCAGCAGCGAUGAUGAUGUAGAUGUGAGACAGGUCCACAGCAGGGUCAAGAUUCGACUGGGAUUUUAAUUAUUAAUAUUAUGCUCGAAGCUCUGGAUACUAUCCUCUCAUGAAUGUUUUUGCUCACGCCCACUCUGACCAUGAUGAUGAAAUAAACGUCAGAGAGAUUCAGAGAAGAUUUACAAAGGCUCAAGAUUCAUUUGAGGUUGUUCAUGUCUUAUCUAAAAUGAUUUUAGCACUAUCGACUCCUGGCACCUGAAUGAUGCAGGAUUGCAUGACCCCGGCAAAACGAUGAUAAUUUAGAACACAGGUAGAUUCAAUAACAUGGCCAAGAAUUAUAGUAUAGGUUAAUCUCUGAUCUAAUCGUAUAUUAUGUUUGAAACUCUUGAAACUUCCCUCUCAUGAGUGUUCCUGCGCAUGCAUGCUCCGACCAUGAUGGUGACGUAGACAAUGAAGAGUUUCACAAUGGGUUUACUGGAGAACCGAGAUUCAUCUUGGUUCUUAAUCUCUAAUCUAACCUGUGUUUGCUAGGACUCACUGACUCGGAAGAGCGAGGAUUUGCACAGGAGGACUUCAGAUUCCAGCCGUGGCUGCGGCAACAUAACUUGUGUAAAUGUCCUUGAAUUCACCCGAGCCCAUGGAGAUAUCGUGUUUGCUUGGAAUUGACUGAAGCCAAAGACCUGGGUCCGUAUUCAUAGAGCAAGCAAGAAAAUAUGCACUUAAAUUGUAUUUAAUUAAAAAAAAAUCUAUGUGAAAUGUGACGCUUUCUGUUUACAAAACGAUAAAGCAGAAAACGAUACUAAAGUUAUUACUUGGGCAUUAUUUUCUAGUUAUGUAAGAAAUGGUACUUGUUUUUCAUUGUUAGUUUUCGAAUAACAAGUUUGUUUAAGAAGUUGAGAUGCGUAUCAUACACAUAUAAUUUCGAUUUGACAUGGAUUUUAACUAAAAACUAGUAUUUAUCCUCGCUUAAAGCUUAAAUGCUUUGUACUAUUUCUUGCGAUGCUCCGUACAUAUUUGUCCAAAACACCUGUUCCUUUAAUAAGUUAUACUCCUCAUUUUCACGUCCCAUACACAACCUAGCUGUAGAAAAUAGCACAACGAAAAAAAAAAACAGGCAAAAAGAAACACGAAUGUAGAUCACUCAUGAAAUGUCAACCACAUUUAAACAACAACAAAAUAUUGACGUAUCGUUUACAAAAGUAUGGAAAUCAAAUUAGGUUAACAAAGAAACACAGUUAAACGAUCAUAAAUUUGGGCGAGUUGUCCAAGAGAUUUUGUGCGAGUUUAUUUUUUUGGACGAGUCGUCUUAAGGGGCCUUUUCACAGAUUAGUGCAUGUAUUGAAGUUUGCCAUUAAAUUCGUUAUAUUGAUAAAUGUAAACAAUGGAUCUUAAAUAGUUAUAGUUGAAAUGAACAAACGUUUUCAACUAAUACCACAAUCGUGAAAGACUAAUUGUAUAGUCUGUAAAAUGUUGAAAAGAGGUUUUCAUAACAACCCAAAAAGUGAAAUCCAAACGAAGCAAUAAAACAAAACUGUAACAUUUAUAACUUGGUGUACGGUAUAUUUUGUAUUAAAUGCCAAAAAAUGGAAUACGUCGGAGAGACAAGCAGAUCAUUAAAGGAACGUGCCAAAGAACACGAGGCUGACAUGAGGCUACGAAGAGAUAAACCAAUCUCAGAACAUUUCAAUGGUGCUGGCCACAUAGUGCAGGAUAUGGGUGUAUCAGUGUUAACACAAAUAAGAGACAGUUCCCGUUAUUACAGACUUAUUAAAGAAUUGGAAUUCAUAAAGAAGUUUCAAACGCAAUUACCAAAUGGACUAAAUACAAAAAAUCAACUUGAUGUCCUGCUACGGGAAACUAUCUUGUAAAAAAUAUAUUUGAAAAACAUUUUAUAUUAAUCAUCAACAUAAAUGAAUGUAAAAAUAA
This is a messenger RNA of Dreissena polymorpha, 3779 nucleotides long. RefSeq names its product negative elongation factor B-like. The coding region runs from base 151 to 1875 and encodes 574 amino acids. Gene Ontology annotation, cellular component: nucleus; NELF complex. Gene Ontology annotation, biological process: negative regulation of transcription elongation by RNA polymerase II. The transcript has 8 exons. The record is from RefSeq and is a predicted model, not a curated record. NCBI's taxonomy places the organism in Eukaryota, Metazoa, Mollusca, Bivalvia, Myida, Dreissenidae.